Penaeus monodon (black tiger shrimp) is the source of this 998-nucleotide messenger RNA. RefSeq names its product KH domain-containing, RNA-binding, signal transduction-associated protein 2-like. Lineage: Eukaryota; Metazoa; Arthropoda; Malacostraca; Decapoda; Penaeidae. Gene Ontology annotation, cellular component: nucleus. The record is from RefSeq and is a predicted model, not a curated record. Gene Ontology annotation, biological process: regulation of alternative mRNA splicing, via spliceosome. Gene Ontology annotation, molecular function: mRNA binding.
AGCUAGAGAGAGUGCAGAGCGGGAGACGAAGCGAGGAGAAACGUGCAGUUGAAGUGACAAAGGAGAAGUCAAUCAAGGUCACAGUCAAGGUGCUGGUGCCGACGAGGGAACACCCCAAGUUCAACUUCGUGGGCAAGCUCCUCGGACCGAAGGGCAACUCCCUGAAGCGGCUUCAGGAGGAGACGAUGACGAAGAUGGCGAUCCUGGGCCGCGGCUCCUUCAGGGACAAGGCGAAGGAGGAGGAGUUACGUAAGAACCCCGACCCCAAGUACGGCCACCUUCAGGAGGACCUGCACGUGGAGGUCACGGCGCACGCCCCUCCUGCCGAGGCCUACGCCAGGAUCGCCUACGCCCUCACGGAGAUUCGCCGCUACCUGGUGCCGGACCGCCUUAGACCUCCUGGGCAAGGCAAGGGACCCAAAUGGAGAUCCCAUUAUGCUGGCCACCGUUCCUUCUGGGCCUCUGAAUGCUACUCCCGUGAACCCUGUGACUCCGUAUCUCGCACCUGAUCAGUACACAGGCUACAGCUUGACAGUUGGUAUGCCACUCUACGAGGAGUACGCAGAUAUGACCAGCAUCCAGACGGAGUAUGACGGAUCGACCACCAUCGUGAACGACUCAGACAAGAAGGACGGUGGCUUGAAAGCAGGAGCACAGGUCGCGCGUGGACGUUUUCGCCAUGAACCCUACCGCCGCCUGCCUGUAAACGUUCCAGCCUAAACGUUUGUUGGGGGUCACCUUACAAAGUACAUGUUUCGUGCUCUUAGCGUGUGUUAAAGCGGCUGGGUUGGGGAGCUGGUUGGUCGGCUCCGAAGAAGUGAAGGAGGAGGUGGUGUCGAGUUUGGUGUUGUGAGAUAUGGUGCGUCGAGAAUGUCAGAGAGAAAAAUUAAGAAAGAAACAUGAGAGAAAAUGUAUUUUUUAGAAUGGAAAAAUGAAUGAUUUUUUUUUUUGGCUUGUAGAAAACGGAAGUGAUACUUCCUUUUCCAUGGAGAAAAAAA